Messenger RNA from Chrysoperla carnea, 1989 nucleotides. RefSeq names its product ABC transporter G family member 23-like. Lineage: Eukaryota; Metazoa; Arthropoda; Insecta; Neuroptera; Chrysopidae. The transcript is spliced from 8 exons. The record is from RefSeq and is a predicted model, not a curated record. Gene Ontology annotation, cellular component: membrane. The coding region runs from base 31 to 1989 and encodes 652 amino acids. Gene Ontology annotation, molecular function: ATP hydrolysis activity; ABC-type transporter activity; ATP binding.
ACAACCAAUUAUGUUUUAAAAGAUUUUUGUAUGCGAGUUCCCAAGGGAUUAAUAUAUGCGUUGUUAGGACCUUCCGGUUGUGGUAAAACCACUUUGUUAUCAUGUAUAGUGGGUUUGAAAAAAAUCCAAACUGGUAAAAUGUUUGUAUUGGGUCAUGAUAUCACCAAAAAAAACGUAUCAAUGGCUAGAAAUAUUGGUUACAUGCCACAAGAGAAUUCAUUGUACAAAUUUUUUACAAUACGAGAAAUUUUUCAAUAUUUCGGCAUGAUACAUGGUCUAAGUAACGAGGAAAUUGAUCAGAAAUUUAAAUUUUAUUCUAAUUUAUUAGACUUACCUAAUGCAAAUCAAUUUAUUCGGUCUUUAAGCGGUGGCGAAUAUCGACGCAUUUCAUUGGCGGUUACAUUAUUACAUAAACCAGAAAUAUUAAUUCUAGAUGAACCCACGGUCGGUGUUGAUACACUUUUACGAAAAACAAUUUGGGAUUAUUUAAAAUAUUUGACAACUAGUGAAAAUAUUUCAAUUAUUAUAACAACACAUUAUAUCGAAGAAGCACGCCAAGCAGAUACUGUUGGAUUAAUGAGAUAUGGAUCUUUAUUAACCGAAGCAUCCCCAAAAGAUUUACUUUUGGCUUAUGAUUGUAAUACGCUGGAACAAGUUUUUCUAAAACUAUGUUCCGAACAAAACUACAUUAUGCAUAAACGAGACGACAUCAAAUCGAAUAAUAACGAAAUUAUUAUUGCACGACCCUUGGAAUCAAAAGAUAAAAAACGAGAAGCUCCAUUUUGGGGUAAAUUUAAAGCAACAUUAAUGAAGAAUUAUUAUUCGCAUAGGAGAAAUGCUUUAAGCUUAGGAAUAAUUUUUUUCGUUCCGAUAUUCCAAACAGUCUUAUUUUUCUUAUGUAUUGGAGUUCCAGCUAAAAAUUUAAAUCUAGCAGUUGUUAAUGAUGAAGUUCCUGAAUUAUAUUCAAAUAAUACUUGUCCAAUUUACAAAGGGUGUCUAUUUAAGUCGUUAAGUUGUCGACUUUUAGAUAAUCUUGAUCCAAUAAAAUUUAGGCAGAUACCAUAUGCAGAUUUAGAUGCAGGGAAAAAUGCUGUAAAAGCGGGUAAAGCAUGGAGUGUAAUAUAUUUUCGAAGUAAUUUUUCGUCUGCAUUAUUCAAACGAUUAUUUGCACCAGAAAUGUCAAGUAAUGACGUUUUUGAAUUAUCAGAGAUUAGUAUUUGGGGCGAUAAUUCAGUUUCAGAAAACGCUAUCGAAAUUGAAUUAAAAUUACGAUCGGGCACAAAACAAUUUUUAAAUAAUUUAAUGAUAGCUUGUAAACAAAAUCCCAAAAUUGCCGAUUCACCAAUGCAAUUAGAAGGCAUGUGGACUGACAUUGAUUCGUCAACUCGACAACUUUUUAUGAUGCCAGCACUUACAAUGAGUAUUGUAUUCUUGUUAUCAAUUAUGCCCACAUCAGGGAAUAUAAUUUGCGAAAGAAAUGAGGGACUUAUGCAAAGAUCUGUAAUUGCAGGUGUUUCAAAACUUACAAUAUGUUUAUCCCAUUUUAUUACCGAAGGAAUUGUAAUUUUAAUCCAAAGUACGAUUAUUUUAUUCAUAAUGAUCGUCGUCUUUGAAAUGGAAAAUCAUGGAAACAUUUUUCUAAUAUAUUUAUUACAAUUCUUACAAGGUAUAUGUGGUGUAGCCUUUGGAGUAUUCUUGUCACAAUUAUGUGACAAAGAAUUCACAACAACAUUUGUGGGUAUGGGAAUUGGAUAUCCAGUGUUAUGCGUUAGUGGUAUUAUAUGGCCACUGGAAGGUAUACCAAUUCCAUUUCGACAAGUCUGUGAAUUGUUACCAUUAACAUAUGGUAUACUGGCUCAACGAGGUAUAUUUGUAAAAGGCUGGGGCAUUACACAACCUGAAGUUCUGGUGGGGUUAAAAUCUUUGGGAAGUUGGAUUGCAUUCUUUUUAAUAACAGCCUGGUUAUACUCUUAUUUUAAACGCCGGUAG